Mus caroli (Ryukyu mouse) is the source of this 1089-nucleotide messenger RNA. Lineage: Eukaryota; Metazoa; Chordata; Mammalia; Rodentia; Muridae. The record is from RefSeq and is a predicted model, not a curated record.
AUGGCGGACCCCACUUUUGCGGCGACCAGUAGCAGCACAUCUUUCCUGGGGCUACGCGAACACUUGGUUGCCAUGGCUCAAGAACUAGCUGAAGAAAGGCGAUAUAAAUGUGGUAGUAAUUCUUCUGCAGGUGCAAAUAAGAGAUAGUCAUGUACACCAGAUGGUUCUGUCCUUAAAAAUGAUGUCAAACAGCAGCUAGCCAAAGAACGCAGAGAACAACAGAAACGUCAGCAAGAAGCCAACAAGGAAAAACAACUGCUUGAGAAAGAACAGAAGGCGAAGCUGCAGAAUGAAAAGCAAUUGGAAGAAAAACACCGUAAGCUGAAGGAACAAAAAGAAAAGGACCAGCGACGACAAGCAUCUGCAGAAGAAAAAAGAAAACAGAAGCAGGCAGAAGAUACAGAAAAAUUUAAGGCUGUUGUGUCUCGUACAUUGGAGCGAUGCAAUCAUAUUGAUCAACGACAGAAAAGGUGGUCGUGGGAGGGUGGUGUGAUGAAUGCUGACAAGUCUGGAAAACUGGAAAAUAAACGAAGUUCCUCUCUGAGUAGAAAAGACAACCGAUUACAUCCCAGAAGUGAUAUGCAACACGUGGACAACACACCUGGCAUGACCAAAUAUGUUUUCCGCUAUGUUACUGCACCAGUAACAAAGGAAGGCAGCACUGCCAUCCGUCCUACUCAAAGUGCCAGCAGCAAUCCCAAUCACAAGUGGCUUUGUGACAAGGUUAUAGACUUUAGUCAUACACCUUUUCUAAAGACCACCCUAACAAAGAGCAACAAAGAAAGUCCAGUGGAUUCUAAAAUAGCUUGCCAAGGUCCUCAGGCACAUUUGGACCAUAGGAAAAGAACCAACUCUGUUUCUGUCCCUUUAACCAAUGUUUGGUCCCACCUCCACAUAGCUGGAAGAGCAACUAAUCUUAACAUCCCUUUGCUUCUGUCUAUUCCAGACUGGCAUUUGCAAAAGAGGCAGAAGAGAGUGAUGUGUAAAUCCUGUGGGGCCUUGAAGAUUGAUCAUCUUCCACUCUGUAUUAAAACUCCCAAGGCCAAGACUCAAAAUUGUCUGAUUUUAGACUUGAACCUGGCAAAAUAA